Messenger RNA from Onychostoma macrolepis, 1074 nucleotides. It is a transcript of the gene il10, whose product is annotated as interleukin 10. The record is from RefSeq and is a predicted model, not a curated record. The coding region runs from base 54 to 593 and encodes 179 amino acids. The transcript has 5 exons. Gene Ontology annotation, cellular component: extracellular region. Gene Ontology annotation, biological process: immune response. Lineage: Eukaryota; Metazoa; Chordata; Actinopteri; Cypriniformes; Cyprinidae. Gene Ontology annotation, molecular function: cytokine activity.
UUUUGCAGGCUGAAUAUCAAGAAAAAAAUCUAGAAGAAAGAAAGAGGUUAAGAAUGGUUUUCACUGGAGUCAUCCUUUCUGCUCUGGUUAUGCUUCUGCUUUCUGACAGUGCUCAGUGCAGAAGAGUCGACUGCAAGUCUGACUGUUGCUCAUUUGUGGAGGGCUUUCCUGUGAGACUGAAAGAGCUCCGUUCUGCAUACAGAGAAAUACAGAGGUUUUAUGAGUCCAAUGAUGACUUGGAACCAUUACUGAACGAAAACGUGCAACAGAACAUUAAUAGUCCUUAUGGAUGUCACGUAAUGAACGAGAUCCUGCGCUUCUACUUGGACACCAUUCUGCCAACGGCUGUCCGGAAGGACCACUUGCACUCCAAAACACCAAUCGACUCCAUAGGAAAUAUAUUUCAGGAUCUCAAACGGGAUAUACUCAAAUGUAGGAAUUACUUUUCUUGCCAGAAUCCUUUUGAGUUCGCCAGCAUAAAGCACUCAUAUGAAAAGAUGAAGGAAAAUGGCGUUUCUAAAGCCAUGGGAGAGCUUGAUAUGCUCUUUAAGUACAUCGAGCAGUAUUUGGCAUCAAAGAGAGUCAAGCACUAAUAGGAUGUCACUGUGGAUUAGAUGGCGGCCAUGACUUGAGACAAGUCUAAAUAAUCUGAAAAGGAACAAUGGACCGAUCAAGCACAUACUGUAGGAUAUGGCUCAAAUGGACUUUAACUUAUCGCCUGCACAUCACCAUUCCAUCACACUACUUUAUGAUGCACUGGAAUGCCUCCCCCUUCACCUUCAGUUUCUGGAUGUCACAAUGGCAAAGUUUUAGGUUGAACUAAAACCAUAAGAUAUUGUUUAAGUCACAUUGACUUAAAUGAGGGUUAUUUUAAAAAUUAGUUGCAUUUUGCCAACUCGCUGAAAUAACUUGAAACUAUUGUGUAAAUACUGCUAUUUAUGUCUUGUGGACUUUAUUUAUUUUGGUUACUUCAUGUAUUUGACUGUAUUGUUCAUUUAUUUCCGAUGCUUGUAUUUAAUUUGUUAUAGAAAUGUGUCAUCAAUAAAUUAUUGCAACUCAAUAAUGCAACAGACA